AUGUCCUUCCAGCAGCGGGAUGUCCAAAUGUCUCCGAUGGAAACUACUGAGGAGGCCCCAAAGCCUAAGCAAUCACAUCAAGGCAGCAAACUGAAACGUUUCAGUUCCAGGUGGCAAUCGGGGGGCUCCUUCAGUCGCAGCAACAUUUCCCUUCAAACACCUGAGACAGGGAAUGGGUCAAAGACUGAGAGAAAGCGGCGCAAGCUCUUAGGCGACCCACAGUCGGCGUACUUGACCACCGGCAGCCAACGUCAGCGUUACGUUAGCAAAGACGGCAAGUGCAGGGUCAACUUGGGGCCAAUCGAGGACAAAAGGCGCUUCAUUUCAGAUAUUUUCACCACACUGGUGGACCUCAAGUACCGCUGGUUCCUUCUCAUCUUUACCAUGUGCUACAUCCUCACAUGGUUGACCUUUGGCGGGAUCUACUUCCUGGGCGCAUGGUUGCGAGGCGAUAUCGCGCACGUGCACGACCGACAGUGGCGGGCGUGCUAUGAAAACGUGGACAGCUUCCUGUCCGCACUGCUGCUGUCUUUGGAGAGCCAGAGGACCAUCGGCUACGGAUCCAGGAUGGUGACAGCCAACUGUCUGGAAGGGGUGGUGCUCCUGAUGGCGCAGUCCAUCAUAGGCUCCAUCAUCGAUGCUCUGAUGGUAGGCUGCAUGUUCGUCAAAAUCUCCCGGCCCCAGCAGAGGGCGCAGACGUUGAUCUUCAGCAAACACUGCGUCGUAUGCGAGCGAGAUGACAAGUUGUGCAUGCUCUUCCGUAUCGGGGAUUUGAGGGAAAGCCACAUGGUGGAUGCCAAGAUCCGGGCCAAACUUAUCAAAUCAAGGCAGACCAAGGAGGGUGAAUUUAUCCCGUUGGAGCAGUCAGAGCUCAACUUGGGUUAUGACACAGGCGGGGAUCGACUGCUGCUGGUGGAGCCCCAGACCAUCACCCAUGUCAUCAACCAAAGCAGCCCCUUCUGGGAAAUAGGGGCCCAGCGUUUGAAGAGGGAAAGUUUUGAAAUCAUCGUUAUCUUGGAGGGCAUCGUGGAAGCCUCUGGCAUGACGUGCCAGGCCAGGACGUCCUACACGGAGGACGAGGUCUUGUGGGGUCACCGCUUUGAGUCAUGCAUAUCUUUGGAGAAAGGGGCCUUCCGCGUGGACUACAGCGCUUUCGACAAAACCUUUGAGGUUCAGAUGUCAAAAUUGAGUGAAAAAGACAGGAGAAGUGGAACCAGACAAGAACUUGCAUUUUAG
Messenger RNA from Nerophis lumbriciformis (worm pipefish), 1236 nucleotides. The record is from RefSeq and is a predicted model, not a curated record. Lineage: Eukaryota; Metazoa; Chordata; Actinopteri; Syngnathiformes; Syngnathidae.